AUGAAUGCAGUCCGCAAGGGUAUCACACGACGAAGAGGCGCCUGCGAACCGUGCAAGGCGCGGAAGACUCGAUGUGAUGGCGGGAAUCCCUGCAUGCACUGUCGGAGCAGCUCCCAGAGGAAGGGUAGCUCGUGCACCUAUUCCCAAGCGCCUGCAUCAACAAGGUCCAUCUCCACCCCUUCGCGGCUCAGCCCUGCCUUGAGUUUGUUCGAGCUUGACACAGACCUGCCGAUACAGCAGUCAAUCAGCCCCCAGGGAUGGUUAGAUACCAUUGCUCCGGGAUCUUUGUACCUGUCCUGCUGGGAGCUUCCCGAUGUAUCAUGCAACCCUUGCCCGGACUGGUCGGUUGAUGGGUCGAUCCCACCAAGUCAAUCCAAAUCUGAGGCGAGCCCUGCUACCCUUCCUCCCCCUUACGGUGACCCAUCAGUGACCAGAUCCGACCAUGAGCAAAGGGUCGACAGAACCUUCUCUAUCCAGAUGCUGCAAAAGGAGUUUCAAACUCGCCAACUGACACCGGGCUUCGACAUUCCCUCACUUUAUUCCUACUCCCCUCUGCUCGACAAUGAUCAGCCACGUGUCGAAACAGUGAAACGAGCUGUAGACCUUCUCGACUGCGACAUUAUGGGCGAUGGGAAAACAUGUGAUAGAUUGCCUGACUGUCACAAACCAUCGCUGGGCCCGAUGCUCGAUAGUGAACCUCGAAUCAGUAGCUACAUUCAAGCAUGUUUUGAAUCAUCCUGUGCUAGUGUCAAGAUGUUCCUAAGUAUAGCAAGUGCCCAAGAGUGCGUGGACGCUGUGCUGAAGUCCGACUGCUCAGAUCGAGCCACAGUGGUGGUGGCCUAUGCCAUCCUGGCGUUGGGCUGCUACCUUGUAAGCAUACAGUCGGAUAUCCCAAGGGCCGUGGAAGGCAUAUCACGGGCCACUGGAUAUUUUCGACGGGCAUUGUCUGAACUGAAUCAUCUUUCGAUGGAUAAUGCGACCGUCCGGACGCUUCAGGGAAUCUUGAUCAUGAUCAUCUUCGCAGACAUGUCCGCUCAUCGCUCCAAAUUCCGUCUUGUUACCCUCGGUGUCCAGUGCGUGCAGGAUUUGGGGCUUCACAGCUCUCGACGUCUGCGCCAGAUUUGCACCGGGACGGACGAAGAAUUGCUCAAGAAUGCCUUCUGGGCUCUCUAUGCUAUUGAAAAGGCCGACGCGAUCGACACAGGCCGAGGUUCGAUCAUGUGCGACAAGUUCACCGACCAUUCACCCAGUGAGGUGCUUCAGCACCCAGACGAAGCGCGGUUAAUGCUUCAAUGCUUGUACGGGCGUCUCUGCGAUCGUGUGGUAGAUUCGCUUUAUAGCCAGGCAGCCCUCCGAGCGACACGAGCUGACAUGUGCCGUCAAAUUGAAGAUGCAUAUUGCCUGAUCAACUCAUGGCUAAGGAUAUUCCAGACAUAUAACAAAUCGCUCGAUUUUCCUGAAGGACACUCCUCCUGCCUUGGGGAGCAGGCGGAGGCUGAGACCCAUUUGAGCUCCUACUUCCUUACCUUCCUCAUUCAUGGGAAAUGGCUCCACCUCGCGCAGCAGGGACUGGAUCCCGAGGAGACAGAGGCAUAUGAGCGCAGUGAAACACGAUGUCUCGCUGCUGCUCGAUCGGUCCUGGAACAAUGCAGCCAGCAGACCCAUGUUCAGAUGCUGGCGAACAUGAGGUUUUGUUCGCUUCCCAAAAUCGCAGCAUGCAUUCUCGUUCUUACGGGGCAGACAUGCGACCGAUUGGAUGAGGAGCGGAUGUACAUGCGCAUGGCGUGUGGAUUUUAUAGUCGUCUUGCCAUCUUCAUGCCGGUCCAGUUGAGCCCACUAAUGGAGCUGGUGGAUGGGAUGGAUGCAGCUACGUAGCGAUGAUCUUGAGACGGG
Aspergillus homomorphus CBS 101889 is the source of this 1893-nucleotide messenger RNA. RefSeq names its product Zn(II)2Cys6 transcription factor. Lineage: Eukaryota; Fungi; Ascomycota; Eurotiomycetes; Eurotiales; Aspergillaceae. The record is from RefSeq and is a predicted model, not a curated record. Gene Ontology annotation, cellular component: nucleus. Bases 1 to 1875 code for a protein of 624 amino acids. Gene Ontology annotation, biological process: DNA-templated transcription; positive regulation of transcription by RNA polymerase II. Gene Ontology annotation, molecular function: zinc ion binding; DNA-binding transcription factor activity, RNA polymerase II-specific; sequence-specific DNA binding. The transcript has 11 exons.